Molecule: messenger RNA, 1190 nt
Organism: Dentiscutata erythropus
Lineage: Eukaryota; Fungi; Glomeromycota; Glomeromycetes; Diversisporales; Gigasporaceae
Source: the annotation of a GenBank genome assembly
UUCCCCAACCUCAAAUCAUUGUCCCAACACAGGGUUAUGGAGAUAUUACAUCAAAUAUUUCACCCUCAAAAGAAAUGAUGGGAACAAUGAUGUAUCAUUAUAAUCAUCAUCAAAUGGAUUAUGGAAAUUAUCAAAAUUAUUUUGGAAAUUUAGAAAAUUUGGGAAAUUUGGGAAAUUUAUUAGAUUAUAGUCAUUCCAGUAGUUUAUUAAAUGAUGUCUUUUUCUCAGAUCCAAUGAUUGAUGAUGAUGAUUCAAUUGAAUUAUCACUUCAAUUUGAUAGUGACGCAUCUUCUGAUACUGAUAUAUUAACUCCAUAUAAUUCGCCUUCGUCUCCUGCCGGAAUUAUAGAUGGUGGUGACGAUAUUUGGAGGUUAUUUUAUGAAGAUGAAUUUGUUAAUGAAUUAAGAGAUCAACCUUCUUUUAUUAUUACCAGACCAAAUUAUUUCGAAUUUGGUAAUAAUGGUGAUAAUUUAAUUAGUCCACCUCCACCUACUCCAGAACUUGUUAGUGAUAAUAACCUUAAACCUGAUAAAAAGAUUCGUAUUGAUGAACAAAAUGUUUCUACACCUAAUGCUAUAUCAAGUCCGGCUUCAACUUCAUCUACAAUGAUGAUGAUAAUAGAUGAACUUCAAGAAACCGAAGAAUUAGAAGUCACCUUACCACGUCCAACUCAAACUCCUACUGUUUUUGAAAAUUUAACAAAAUCAGGAAUUGAUUGGUGCAGAUACUGUGGAACCACUGAGGGUGUUAACUGGAGACCUGGUCCAUGGGGAAAGCGAACUUUAUGCAAUAAACACGGUUGUGAUUAUAAAGGUUAUGGAUUCGCAUGCAAACUUCCCCGAUUGGAUUUGACCGGUUUCGUAAAUGAAACUGUCGAAGAACGUGAACAGUCAUUCGUUGGAAAUGUUCUUGUCCGUUGUGAAGGUUGUCCCAAAGCAUUUCAUCAAAAAUGUUUUGUAGAAGGUAUCGAUGAUGAAACAGUACAAGGUACCGAACCUUGGUAUUGUGAAAAAGGUUGUCAAGAUAAUUUACGUAGGAAACGAAUAGUUGUCGAACUUCCUCGUAAGAGACUUCCCUUAAUGUCUACACCUAAAGCCCAAAUAAUUUCAUCCACUACCGAUUCAUCUUCAAUUCCUAAUUCUGGAACUACAUCACGUCCACGAACUUCUCGAAAUUCAUCAAGAGUUUAA